AUGAAUAAUGAUAACAAUGGAAGAGACCCAAACACAUCACCCGCCCUAAGCAAAUCCAGUCAAGAACUAGACUUUAAGGAUGAAGAGGAUGAAAGGCAGGAUAAAUAUUCAGAUACUUGCAGCCUCCUCUCCGAGGACUCUGUCUUCCCAGACUAUGAAGAUGCUCCAUCUGACAGUGAGGAACACCAAGCAGUCACAUUGUACUGGUGCUGUGUCAAGAACAAUGCACAGCUAUUGCAGGAUAAACUUAACAGCGGGGUGACUAGGGAAGAAGCUAUGGAGUUGGAUAUCAACGGAAAGAACGGCCUCUUGGUAGCAUGUUUCCGAGGUUUCAAAGAUAUUGUCAUUCUUCUCAGUAAAUGCUCCUACAUAGAUGUCAACCACCAGGAUAAUGAUGGAAACACAGCACUUAUGGUGGCAGCCCAAGCAGGACACAUUACUAUUUUGAACUACCUUCUGAAUUACUAUCCAGGAGUAGACAUUGAGAUGCAGGAUGACCGAGGCCUGACUGCACUCAUGAAGGCUGCAAUAAGAGGGAAGAAUGAUUGCGUUGCAGCCUUGCUCAUGGCAGGAGCUGACAUUGCUGCUGUGGACCCCGUGAAAGGAAAAACUGCACAGGAAUGGGCAGCCAUGACUGGAUGCUUUGAAACUAUCAUGCGGAUCAGAAUCCUUUUACAACGCCCCUGUGCCCAGCAAUUCUCUAACAAGUACUUGCCAGAGUGGCCCCAUCUGCCUGAACUGGUGGCCCAAGCGACGGCCUCAAAAUCCAGAGCCAAGCGUCUGUCUGAUCACAUUUGCUCCAUGUUUACCAUACGUUUCCCACAAGACCCCGAGACAGAUGGGGUGAUGGACCACAUGGUGCGCAUGACCACGUCCUUGGCCAGCCCGUUUGUGACCACGGCUUGUCAAACUCUCUGUCCUGACAGCCCACCGGAAUUAGGCAAGCAGAGACACUCAGUGCCAGAAAUACUCAACCAAUAUGUACCUGAUCCCGAUGCCAAAUCAGUAAACAGCAGAUCAUGCAGCAGUAGCCAGUUCAGGAGCCAAACCCUGAUACCCUAUCAAUCCCCUAGUCCCAUUGAGAAACUUCUGUCCCUUCCUAUGCGAUUCAACAGCACGAUUCCAAAAAUUAAGUACACCAAGUCUUCUGCCCAGUCAACUCCCGAAGAGAACAAACCGCCCAAGGUUAAAAACAAGAAUGCACUGCAGGUGCCCAAGUGGCGAUACAAGGAGCUUAAAGAAAAGAAGAAGAACCAAUAG
Pseudonaja textilis is the source of this 1260-nucleotide messenger RNA. It is a transcript of the gene ANKRD33, whose product is annotated as ankyrin repeat domain 33. The record is from RefSeq and is a predicted model, not a curated record. Lineage: Eukaryota; Metazoa; Chordata; Lepidosauria; Squamata; Elapidae. Gene Ontology annotation, molecular function: protein binding.